AUGCCUUGGUUCAACGGGAUCAUCGCACUGGAUGAGCAAUAUGGACCUGCUCAGCCACAGCCAGAACGGAUGGCGAUCGGCUGUGGCAUGGCUUCCCACACUACGUGGCAAAUGCUGGUAGUGCCGAAGACCAUCUCUCUGGAACGGCAAGGUGUGCAGGAGGGCACGUUCUCCUCGUCGACUUUACGACCUGACGAGACCUACGACGCCCAACGACUCCAACAGACCACCUCACCUCAACGCCAGCAACCAAAUUCUACAUCUUCUCAGAUCCAGAGACCGCCCUCGGCAGACUCUAGUGGUGUUCAUACCCUGAGACGCACUCCGAAGUUGCACGACAGACCAGAAUAUCGCGAGCAGCUCCAGGCUCCUCGACAGCUGCGAACUGCAGGUCAAGCCGUGACAUUUGACGGUUCUGGAUCCACCUCUCCGCAGGACUUUCAGAGACUUGUCCAAGGCGAUACCUAUUGGCCCGCCAGAAGCACUCAUAUCUCACGACGCACCCACAACGCCAUCCUCUUUGCUCUCGAGGCCAUAAGGACAGGCCGUGGCGUUGAUGCGAAGCCUCUGACAGAGGAUCUCUUGGAAGAGCGAGCUCGAAUGUCCGACCUGGUGGCUGGUUCACAGCCCUCCGGUCGUCCACAAAAUGGCGGCGCCAGUAGAACAGCCCAGAGUGCUGGGCCAGUCCCGACAGAGCCUCCACGCUACCGAACGCCUACCGAUGUCAUGCGAGAUAGACGAGCCCGCGAGCAGAGAAAAGCUGAACAACAGGAGGCUGACAGGCUACGACAAGCUCAAGAAGAACAACUACGGUUACAACAGGAACAAAGUGCUGGCGUUGAGGGUCCCUUGGGGUCGCGGAUGUCGUCAACGCGGCCGGAUGUGCAAGGUUAUACGAUAGGCGGUACUCCUUCAGCACAGCCUGGACCUUCAUCGACAAGGCGGCGUGAUCCUGUCCCAGUCCCACAACAAACCCGCCUGCCUAUCGCAGAACCCUUGUCACAGGCUCAAUUGCAGCCUCAGACAGGAUAUGCUCCUGGUCACGCCCGACUAUCCUCGAAUACACAACGUAACCGGACUGAGGCCUAUGAUACCCUCAAUAUUCCAGCUACGGCACGGCCCACCCAGCAGCAACAAGCGCCGCCACAGCCGCAACCGAAAGCGCCACAGUCAAACCCACAGCCAACAGCGCCUGCAGGCGGUCAACCGAAAGCAGCAUUUCCCCAUGCAUUCGAGAGAUGGGAGACCCUAUCAUCUCACUGGGAAGGUCUGACCUCAUACUGGAUAAGAAGAUUACAGGAAAACACAAAUGAGCUGAAUGGAAAGCCUCUGGAUCAGCAGCUUUCUAGGCAGAUAACUGACUUAUCUGCCGCUGGCGCAAAUCUGUUUCAUGCUGUCGUGGAGUUGCAACGGCUACGUGCGUCUUCUGAACGAAAAUUCCAGAAAUGGUUCUUCGAGACCAGGAAUGAACAGGAGCAGGCGGCCGAACGUCAAGCGGAGCUUGAGCGACAAUUGCGAGCAGAGCGAGAAGCGCGCACGAAGCUCGAAGCUACGGGACCCGCAGUGUCUGCUGAAGCUAUUCGCGCUGAAAAGGCCAAGGCGGAAGAGAUGGUGCGAGAAAUGCGAAGAGAGUUGACGAUCAGCAAGGAAGAAGCCAGACGUGCCUGGGAGGAGCUUGGAAGAAGAGAGCAGGAGGAACGAGAUCGUACUAUCGCUUUGCGAAGCGGUGAGCCGACUCUGAUCGGUGGUGUCCAAGUCGUGCCUAUGCAAGGCAUCGCCAGUCGCCAAGUCAGCUCUGCCCAGCGUCCUCAAACAAGAGAUGGUACAUACCCUGGUGGGCCAACAGCGACCCUCAUGGGCGGUCUGCAGCCACCUCAACAGCCACCGUCGCGAAGUCAAACCACGACAACCUCUCUCGACUCUCCCGGGGAAGAACAUCGACAGUUCACAUUUCAACCUCAAGUAGCUUCACCUGACCCAUUCAACGAAGGUAUGCAACCUGCAGCAGGCGGUGAACAUCAGCUUCGGCAUGAGCCAGACACGAGGUUCUACCCAACAUCAUCACAGCCUCCCACGUCCUCCGCGGCCAUGGCUGCAGCAGCUCAAGUGCCGACCACGAACGGCGGAUCGCACUUUUAUCAACAGCCGUCGGCGCCACAGACCUCCAUUCAUCAGCCGCUUCCGCCAAUCGGCCAGACCGCACAGCCGUCACGAACUGCCGGGCCACCUUCGACGAGAAGCUACAUCCCUUCGGUGACAGGAUCGUCCGUUGGAGAGGAAGAAUACCACAUCAAUCCAGACGGCUCUUACACCCUCGACAGUCGCGGUCGGCGAAUACCAUACAACCAGCCAAUAAUGGACUCGCCUGUCAUUGGCGAAGUCUCUCCGCCUCGACGUACUCGUCCAAGUGAAGUGGAUAUUCAGUCAGACGAUGAUGAGAGCUAUACCUCCGACAUUGCGCGAGAACGUAUGUACGCGCAGCAAUACGGUACUGGAGCUGCUCAAGCGUCUUCCUCGCCAGCUCGGCCACCCAUACCACAGAACCAGCCGCCACGAGAGACGCUGCAGACCACGUCAGGAAACAUUCCACGUACUUCCGCGCCAUCUGCUCUUCCGCCGAUCCCACAAGGUCGAGUCGUUGCGCCGACCUCAUCUGAGCAGCCACAACAACAAUCGCCAGCAGACUACGAAGGUGGUGGCUAUGGCGGCACUUGGGAAGCGCCAUCGAUCAACUAUCACCCGACACGUCUGAGUGACAUCAUUGAAGAGCCUCGCACCAGUCCCAGCAGGACCAGCUACGUUAGCGGCAGCACUGGAGGGCCGCCUCCGCGGUAA
Messenger RNA from Cyphellophora attinorum, 2835 nucleotides. RefSeq lists its product as uncharacterized. Bases 1 to 2835 code for a protein of 944 amino acids. Lineage: Eukaryota; Fungi; Ascomycota; Eurotiomycetes; Chaetothyriales; Cyphellophoraceae. The record is from RefSeq and is a predicted model, not a curated record. The transcript has 3 exons.